This is a messenger RNA of Epinephelus fuscoguttatus (brown-marbled grouper), 1324 nucleotides long. RefSeq names its product granzyme B-like. The record is from RefSeq and is a predicted model, not a curated record. The transcript is spliced from 5 exons. The coding region runs from base 208 to 993 and encodes 261 amino acids. NCBI's taxonomy places the organism in Eukaryota, Metazoa, Chordata, Actinopteri, Perciformes, Serranidae. Gene Ontology annotation, molecular function: serine-type endopeptidase activity. Gene Ontology annotation, biological process: proteolysis.
CAAUACUACAUGAUGCCUCAUUUCUUUACUGACCACACACACUCAUCACCAUAAGACAAUUUAAGUUAGCACCGACCCACAGAGGAUGCGGCUUGAGCAGUCUUGGUGAAGCAGAUGAAAACCACGGGGUCUCUUACAGAGCAAACUGCUGUAUAAAAGCGUUGACUUGCACAACAAAGACAACAGGUUCAGUCUGCUGCCAACAACAUGCAUGCUCUACACGGGUUUCUGCUUUUUCAUCUUCUGACAUGUCUUGGACUUCACGCACUUGGGAGUGAAAUCAUAAAUGGUAAAAAGGUCCCUGAGAACUUAAUGCUGUAUAUGGCCUCGGUGCAGAACAACGAGGGACAACAUGUGUGUGGAGGAUUCCUAAUCAAUGAAGACUUUGUGCUCACUGCUGCACACUGUGAUGACGGGAAACCUACAAGUGUCGUCCUUGGCACCCACAAUCUCAAGAAGGUUGAUAAUGACACAAUGAGAUACAGUGUGAAGACAUGCAAGCAUCCAUCUUAUGAGAGUGUCUCAAAGGGGGAUGACAUCAUGCUCCUCAAAUUGUCAAAGAAAGCUCGACUGAACAAGAGAGUACAACUGAUUAAACUUCCGAAGAAUGAGAUUAAAAUAAAGGAUAAAGCAAAGUGCCGUGUGGCUGGAUGGGGUUACACGGAGACUGGUGGUAAAAAGGUUGACGUGCUGCAAGUGGCAGAUGUGUCUAUCAUAAACCCAGAGGUCUGUAAGGAAGAAUGGCUUAAAGUUCCAUCUAAAGUUCAAGUUAAACUUCCUGCCAAUGUUAUCUGUGCAGGUGGAUAUGGCACAAAGAAAGGAUUCUGCCGGGGAGAUUCUGGUGGUCCUCUGGUGUGCGGCGGGGAGGCAGUUGGUGUUGUGUCUUUCAACAUGAACGGCAACUGUGACUACCCAAAUGUACCCAAUGUCUACACGAAUAUAUCAAAAUACCUUUCCUGGAUCAAAAAGAUUCUCAAGCAAAGGAACUGUUAAAUGUAACAAUUCAGCAUACUUUUACUGUAUUAUACUGGCUCCCUGGCUCCACUUCCACAUCAGGUCAACUGAUGCUGUUACUGCCUUUAAAUCUUUUUUUUGUGUUGUACAAUAAUUAUUGUUCUCUACCUACUGUUACUGUUAUUAAAUCCAUUAUGCCUUGUAAAUUUCCAAACUUCAAAACUGUGCUUUUUUGCUUUAAAAGUGCUUUAUAAAUAAAACUAUAAUUUUUAUCAUUACUAUCAUGGAGGUACUGCUGUCUUUAAGAUGCUCUGUCAGUGUUAAGCUCUUUGUCUGAGAGGAAAAUAAAAGUUCAAUGUGAAAUGUCAAA